Molecule: messenger RNA, 444 nt
Organism: Prunus avium (sweet cherry)
Lineage: Eukaryota; Viridiplantae; Streptophyta; Magnoliopsida; Rosales; Rosaceae
Source: RefSeq, a predicted model, not a curated record
AUGGAUUAUAUCAAGGUUUCAAGCAUCCAAGCUGCAAGCCAGUUCAAUUUCAGCCAAUCCCAUAACCAAAGCAAAGUCAUCAAACUUUUGCUCUCUGUCUCAGUCUUGUCAAUUUUAUUGUCCUACUCUUCUUUGGUUUCUUUACUUCUUCAUUCCUUCAAUGCCUUCACAUCUGCAGCUUCUGUGAAACUGUUCAGCUACAGCUUUGAUAAGAACUACAUGUUCUUGCUCUGCAAUGGACUUCUGGUGUUUAUUGUCAAGAAUUCUGGUCUUAUUGGAACUUCUCCACCAGGAAGUACUAAUCUUAACAAUGAUGAACAUGCUCCGAAGAACAGCGAAAACCGGCAAAGAGUUGUCGAAUUGGAAGAGACAAAGGCACCAAAAGCAAAGGAAGAAGUUGUCAAUGUGGAAGUUGAACAAGAGCAACUGAAAUCAGAGACUUGA